AUGUUUGCCUCCAGAAUCCAGACCCGCGCCUUCUCGGUGUCGGCCCGCCAGCUCUCCAAGGUUACCGUCCUCGGUGCCGCCGGUGGCAUUGGCCAGCCCCUCUCUCUUCUCCUGAAGCAGAACCCCAGAGUCACUGAGCUCGCCCUCUACGAUAUCCGUGGCGCCCCUGGCGUUGCUGCUGAUGGCGCCCACGGCAACACCAAGGCCACCGGCAAGGGCGACGAGGCCACCCCCAGCGGCCGCGCCAGCACCCGCAAGGGCGCCGAGGUCGUCCUCAUCCCCGCCGGUGUUCCCCGCAAGCCCGGCAUGACCCGUGAUGAUCUCUUCAACACCAACGCCUCCAUCGUCCGCGACCUCGCCAAGGCCUGCGCCGAGUCCUGCCCCGAGGCCAACAUCCUCAUCAUCUCCAACCCCGUCAACUCCACCGUCCCCAUCUGCGCCGAGGUCUUCAAGUCCAAGGGUGUGUACAACCCCAAGCGCCUCUUCGGUGUCACAACCCUUGACGUCGUCCGUGCCUCCCGCUUCGUUUCCGAGAAGAAGGGCACCGACCCCAAGGAUGAGAACAUCACCGUUGUCGGUGGCCACUCCGGUGUGACCAUCGUCCCCCUCUUCUCCCAGUCCAACCACCCCGACCUCUCCUCCGACGCCGAGCUCGUCAAGCGUGUCCAGUUCGGUGGUGAUGAGGUUGUCAAGGCCAAGGAUGGUGCCGGUUCCGCCACCCUCUCCAUGGCCAUGGCCGGUGCCCGCAUGGCCGACUCCGUCCUCCGCGCUGCUCAGGGCGAGAAGGGCGUCAUUGAGCCCACCUUCGUCGACAGCCCCCUCUACAAGGACCAGGGCAUCGACUUCUUCAGCUCCAAGGUUGAGCUCGGCCCCAACGGUGUUGAGAAGAUCCUCCCCGUCGGCAAGGUUGACGCCAUCGAGGAGGGUCUCCUCCAGGCCUGCUUCGCUGACCUCAAGAAGAACAUCGAGAAGGGUGUUGCCUUCGUGGCCUCCAACCCCGGCAAAUAA
Molecule: messenger RNA, 1008 nt
Organism: Podospora anserina S mat+
Lineage: Eukaryota; Fungi; Ascomycota; Sordariomycetes; Sordariales; Podosporaceae
Exons: 3
Coding region: 1-1008 (335 amino acids)
Biological process (GO): tricarboxylic acid cycle; malate metabolic process
Cellular component (GO): mitochondrion; cytoplasm
Molecular function (GO): L-malate dehydrogenase (NAD+) activity
Source: RefSeq, a predicted model, not a curated record